This is a messenger RNA of Dibothriocephalus latus, 663 nucleotides long. The record is from the annotation of a GenBank genome assembly. Lineage: Eukaryota; Metazoa; Platyhelminthes; Cestoda; Diphyllobothriidea; Diphyllobothriidae.
ACAGAUGACAUCCCUCGCCUUCCGGUGGACCGCGAAUCCUUCGGCGCCACCAACCUGCCUUCCACUCGUGAGGCGCGGAUUGUUGACCGGUUUGCACGUCACCUCUCCAGAGUGACCCUUAAAGAGGCCCUGCAGGCCUGCGGCACCCACCUUGUACCCCAGCGGUCCCAUCGGGGUUAUCGGAGCCACCCGAAACGUACCCUCGCACCGUCCCCAGACCGCUGCUCCGAGUACCGACAGGAUUCGCCUCCUGUUCCAGUAUCUUUCGCCUUCUCCUCGUUCCAAAAUCCUGCGAAAAUGCUAAGGCAAAACAUGCCCUCGAGGCCGUUGAAGUCAGGCGAAAAUCUUCGUGAUUCUAGCUGCGGCGCUUCCUUAGGAGCAGUACUGGAGGGUCUGCCGAGCAAGUUCACUGAGACUGUGGGCCUCCUAACCAAUGAAGUAAUGUCUGAGGCUAUGGGCACUGUUUGUAAACGCCUACGGGGCAUUUACGACGUCUCAGAUAACUUGACCAAGUCCCUGCUCAAAGAAUGUCUGACCUCCGCCGAAAACUUACCCAAUGCGGCUUCCCCAGGAAACAUUCCUCAGAGGCACUUGCGUCCACUCACUGUGGACACCGGUGACAGGGACAUGCAACCCCAGGAAGACCUACUGUAUGCACUGUAA